UGUUUGUGCCCUGGUUGUUGACUUGUGGAGACCCCGACUCCCUCCCCACGUCAUCGCACUCUUUUUUUUCUGUCUCUCCAUCAUUUAAGCAGCAGCCACUCGGCCUCCUCAGGAAUUCUCCACUUGAGUCUGACUCUGGCAGACAUGAAGCUCCUGUGUCUCGUGGUUCUCGUCAGCUGGGUGUCCCGGGGCGACUGCGCUCCUCCGACCUGCUACUCCCGGUCUCUGAGUCUGAGCGGAGAAGUCAUGCAGCUGCUGGACAAGAUUCACACUUACCACCGUACGAAAACGUGUGCCGAAGUUCUCCCGACCAUCUUCCUGGACGUGCAUAACGCAUGCGUCACCACAAAGCUUCGGGACUUCCUCUACGUGGUGAUGAACCACCCCAGCCAGUACUGCAGAGAGCGCCCGCGAAUGGUUCUGCUGAAGCGUAAAAUCCAGAACCUCUACACAAUCAUCACAAGAAUGUGUUAUCGGGACUUGGUGUUUUUCACAGACGACUGUGAGGCCAUAGACACCGGACACAGCAAGCCGUACUACGCUGAGGACAGACUGCAGCUCCUGCAGGAGGACAGAUGAAGAACUGAGGAGGACAGAUGACGCUAUAGUAUAACCACAGAGCCACACUCAUAUUUGCAAAAUGUAAACCUGAACUGCACAACACGUCUUUCAUUCAGGGCGUCUUCGGUACACGGCAUACACACGCGUCAUGUUCAUGUAAAAGGGUCUGUGUAGCCAGCAGACAUGUGUGGUUGCAUUCCAUCCAGGAGUGCGCGGCGUUCCACAGGAAAUUUGCUGGAUGCCAGCCAUGCCUAUGAAAACCUAAAGAUAAUAAUCCUUCAUAAGAAAUGCUUGUGAGUGGAGCUAACAGCUGCUUGUUUUCCAAAACACAUCAAAGCUCGGUGGCCAUUAAGUGGCGUUUUGAUCCGGAUAAAAAAGGCGGCGCAAGCGACUCUUAUGUAACUUGUGUAUUUGCUCUUUCACACCGUUCUGCUUUCAAUGAAUGAGAUUCUGUUGGUUUAGAUUUUGAAAUAAUCAUUUCAGUUCUGAUAAACCGUAUGUUCUGCCUGUGCUGCUUUAUGUUUGGUCCAACUACUGAUGCAAAAAUUGUGGGAAAAUCUUUUUCUGUGUGCUUCAAAGGGUUUGCAUCAUACUCACUCAAACAGGGUUUUCUUUAUUUUCAGUAGUAUAGAAACUUCAACUGACGUCCAUGCUGCCCUCCACACAAUAGUGCAAUGCGUGGGGUCGGUUAAAGGUGGAAACUGACAACGUAAUCUGGCCAUUACUGUUUGGUCAAACUAAUGAGCAUAAUAACUUGGGGAGAAUAUAAAAAGAAAUAAACUUGCAUUUAUUCGCGCCUGAGCCAAGAGAAUUCAUCUGUAGUGACAUCUGGUGGUUCAAUCGCGAGUUGCAACGUUUAAAAUAAGGAGGUGCCCUGAGAAGCAACAAUUUUUCAUUUUAUUUUGACCCUCUUGCACAAGCACCAGAUGGAAAACAGACAUCUGAACGCAGUACAGAAUAAUCAUCACUCCUCUGAGAGACAGCAUCAUUCCUCCAUCCAUAAAUAUGCAGGUUUGAAAUUUAAAAAAUAGUCCACAAAUGUCAACAACCGCAAGUUCUGUUUACACAUUUUAGGUCUGUACCUUGGAAUACAGUCUUUAACAUUUGACACAUUUAUGACAUUAUUAUUACAAGUUAUCAAAUUCUAAAUUAAUAUUCUUUAGUUGUGAGCAUAACUCAAUGCCCUUCUUAAUCAAAUCUUAUGACUAUACUCAUAUUGUCUUUAGAAAACACUUUCAAAUGGAAAAGACUCCAUGGGCACCAUCAGAAAUAAACAUUUCAGACUUCAGUCAGAGACAAAAUACAAAGUUGGGAGUGAACUUCCAGUGUACACUCAAAGUACUUGCCUUGGUACCUAUUUGAGAAGUGGAAGUGUUCAACAGUGUUAAUAUAUGGAAACAGGAAACUAGUCCCCUCCUCAGCCCUCAAACUUACACUUCCUCUGCGGUCAUGUUGAUCCUCUUCAUCAUGUUGUGUGUCUCUUCCAUUGGUUGUCUUCCUCUGGUUUGACCUGCUGCAUCUGUGCCCCUCUCCUUGACUUACCCAAACCUUCCAAAUCUGUCCUCCAUAACUAGGCGACGGUUGCCCAAGCAACUGGUGGGUUGGGACCAAAUAGUGGUUCGCAAAGCUGCUUUCAGUGGGCCUGUCCCUUCCCCUGGACAAAAUAAAACCUUCUGCUUUUAGUCUCUUCAA
Synchiropus splendidus (mandarinfish) is the source of this 2253-nucleotide messenger RNA. RefSeq names its product cytokine-like protein 1 (gene cytl1). Bases 145 to 579 code for a protein of 144 amino acids. Lineage: Eukaryota; Metazoa; Chordata; Actinopteri; Syngnathiformes; Callionymidae. Gene Ontology annotation, biological process: positive regulation of transcription by RNA polymerase II. The record is from RefSeq and is a predicted model, not a curated record. The transcript is spliced from 4 exons.